UCCACGUUUGCAUCUAGCGCCAGCAGAAUUAUAAAAGCGUAUCCGCCGGCGAUAACGGCAAUAGUGGCAAGUGAGGGUGGAUACAUUUGCAAAGCACUGGCUUCCCCACCGUCGUCUCGCGGCAGGAUUGCUUAAACCGCCCACAGACACCCUGCACGAUCCUAAGAGAGGGAGAGGGAGCGUGGUCAGGAUGCACAGUGUGGUGAGCUGCUGACCUGAAAGGGCCACGGGUCAAAUCCUCCGGGACAGCAGCCGAGAUGAAUGCGUCAGAGGUGUCCCCGUCGGCAGGGCCUCUCUUCGCCAAUUACAGCGCGACAUCGGGCAACACAACGGAGGCCCCCGGGAAGACCAAGCCGACGGCGUGCGAGCAGCUGAACAUCGCCACCGAGGUCUUCCUCACGCUGGGCAUCAUCAGCCUGCUGGAGAACAUCCUGGUCAUCUGUGCCAUCGUGAAGAACAAGAACCUGCACUCGCCCAUGUACUUCUUCGUCUGCAGCCUGGCGGUGGCCGACAUGCUGGUGAGCGUCUCCAACGCCUGGGAGACCAUUGUCAUCUACAUGCUCAACAACCAGCGGCUGGUGAUGGACGACCACUUCAUCCGGCAGAUGGACAACGUCUUCGACUCCAUGAUCUGCAUCUCCGUGGUGGCCUCCAUGUGCAGCCUGCUGGCCAUCGCCGUGGACCGCUACGUCACCAUCUUCUACGCCCUGCGCUACCACAACAUCAUGACCGUGCGGCGGGCGGCGCUGAUCAUCGGCGGCAUCUGGACCUUCUGCACGGGCUGCGGCAUCGUCUUCAUCAUCUACUCGGACACAACGCCCGUCAUCAUCUGCCUGGUGUCCAUGUUCUUCGCCAUGCUGGUGCUCAUGGCCUCGCUCUACAGCCACAUGUUCAUGCUGGCUCGCUCGCACGUCAAGCGCAUCGCCGCGCUGCCCGGCUACAACUCCAUCCACCAGCGCGCCAGCAUGAAGGGCGCCAUCACCCUCACCAUCCUGCUGGGCAUCUUCAUCGUCUGCUGGGCGCCCUUCUUCCUCCACCUCAUCCUCAUGAUCUCCUGCCCCAGGAACCUCUACUGCGUCUGCUUCAUGUCGCACUUCAACAUGUACCUCAUCCUCAUCAUGUGCAACUCGGUCAUCGACCCGCUCAUCUACGCCUUCCGCAGCCAGGAGAUGCGCAAGACCUUCAAGGAGAUCAUCUGCUGCUACGGCCUGCGCAAUGCCUGCAGGCUGUCCAGAUAGUACUGGAGCGACUGACAAAGCCGGGUUUGGGUAGAAGACGGUCAAA
Molecule: messenger RNA, 1284 nt
Organism: Megalops cyprinoides (Indo-Pacific tarpon)
Lineage: Eukaryota; Metazoa; Chordata; Actinopteri; Elopiformes; Megalopidae
Product: melanocortin receptor 5-like
Exons: 2
Coding region: 258-1238 (326 amino acids)
Biological process (GO): G protein-coupled receptor signaling pathway
Cellular component (GO): membrane
Molecular function (GO): melanocortin receptor activity
Source: RefSeq, a predicted model, not a curated record